CAGCUUUCAAGUUUCAAACUUCACGGCACUUACUUGGUUCCUGAUUUUAGUCUUUACCCUACCACUCUUUUGGAACCUAUUACUAUUUAAGUCCUUAGUACAUUUAUAUUUAUUUAUUUUGAUCUACCUUCCCAUCCUUACUAAUACUUUGAUAAAUUUAAUUUUGGUGGAUUUAAUUUCAAAAUCAGAACUAGAAGUGUUUUAAUUUUGGCGGUUUAAUCCCUUUUUUUGACAUAAAUACCAAUGUUACUCUUUUAUAUGCCUUUGUAAAGUUAUGGAAGCUUCAAGCAGAGUCAAUGCUCAUGAAAUCGGCGCAGAUGAGAAUCAACGAGUAUAUUAUGCGUUUACUGGAAAAGAUAGGAAGCUUCAUCGGUCACCUACAAGAGCUCCUCUAAAGUCAGUGGAAAAUACUUCUCAAGGGGCAUUACAUUCUACCUUCAUAGACACAGGUCACUAUGUAUCGUCUCCUGUCAACUCAGAAGAAAACCAUCUUUUUCAACAUGAGAAAGAAUUAAGUACUGUUUUGGUAAACUCUCUGCCUGAAGAUUCAUUUUUUGAACAGAAGAACACAUCUUCGGUUAUCUUGGAAGAGUCACUCAAUUCCGACACCUUUGAAGCCAUUAAUUCUUCACAUGUUGCGAUACCCGUGUUCACAGAGGAAGAUUUUUGUUUGCUUUCUGAAGCUGCAGAAUUUGUAAAGACACAUCCUUCCAAGGAAGAUGACGAUCAAGAUCCGUCAAUGGUUCCCGACUAUGAAACCGAUAUUUUCGGGUAUAUGCGCGAGUUGGAAAAAAAUUUGGCUCCAUCCCCUUCGUAUAUGUCUAUUCAAAAUGAAAUAGAUUGGCCGACUAGGCAUCUGCUGGUUGACUGGAUUAUUCAAGUGCAUCAAUAUUUUCGACUACUUCCAGAAACUUUAUAUCUAACAGUAAAUCUAAUAGACAGGUUUCUUUCCACGAAAGUUGUUUCUUUUCAAAAGAUACAAUUGGUAGGCCUUUCCGCAUUAUUGAUCUCCUUUAAGUAUGAGGAGAUUCAUCCUCCAACUAUUUAUCACUUAGGGAAAAUUGUGGAAGGAGUCUAUGAAAUUGAAGAACUUAUUCGUGCUGAACGAUACAUGUUAAUGUUACUGAAAUUCGAGUUAAGCUGGCCAGGACCCAUGUCCUUUUUAAGAAGAAUCAGUAGGGCUGAUUCCUAUCAAUAUGAUAUUCGGUCUCUUGCAAAAUAUUUAAUGGAACUAACGUUAAUGGAUGAAAUGUUUGUAGGAGGAUAUCCGAGUGUCAUAGCAGCUGCUUCUUAUUACUUGUCCAUGCAGAUGCUAGGAUAUACUACAUGGACGUCCCAUCAUAUCUAUUAUAGUGGACUUACUGCUCGACAACUAGAGCCUUGUGCCUUAGGGAUUAUGGAAUGUAUUUUGGAUGCUCCAAACCAUCAUACCUCUAUCUUCCAAAAGUACAGUGAAGCCAGAAUGAAGCGCAUUAGCGUUUUUGCGUAUAAUUGGGUUUCCAGCAUUUUAUAAUCAACCAUCCUUCUAUCUUUCGUUAUUCCCCCUUUUUCAUGGAAGCUUUGCUUUAUCAAAUAAUUAUUUUUUUUGGAUUUUUGCUUAACGCUACUUCCUGUUUUUAUAUGAUAUCUUUUUUUCUUACUUUUUGCUUGAUUUAAUAACAUAAUUUUCUAUAUUUCCUUUAUAAUUGAAUAAUUGAUACAUUUGAACCUUUUACAGCCAAACGCAAAGUAAUGAAGGGGAAAGUAAAUAAAAUAAAGAAAAAAAGUGAC
Schizosaccharomyces octosporus yFS286 is the source of this 1770-nucleotide messenger RNA. RefSeq names its product cyclin Cig1. The coding region runs from base 275 to 1513 and encodes 412 amino acids. The record is from RefSeq and is a predicted model, not a curated record. Gene Ontology annotation, biological process: regulation of cyclin-dependent protein serine/threonine kinase activity; mitotic cell cycle phase transition. Lineage: Eukaryota; Fungi; Ascomycota; Schizosaccharomycetes; Schizosaccharomycetales; Schizosaccharomycetaceae. Gene Ontology annotation, cellular component: nucleus; centrosome; cytoplasm. The transcript has a single exon. Gene Ontology annotation, molecular function: cyclin-dependent protein serine/threonine kinase regulator activity.